Molecule: messenger RNA, 3384 nt
Organism: Eimeria maxima
Lineage: Eukaryota; Apicomplexa; Conoidasida; Eucoccidiorida; Eimeriidae
Exons: 6
Coding region: 1-3384 (1127 amino acids)
Biological process (GO): proteolysis
Source: RefSeq, a predicted model, not a curated record
AUGGAUACACAUUUUUCAUCAUCCGCCUUGGCUUUCUCCGCCACACCGGCUUCAGGAAGUGCUCACGGUUCAUAUUCCUUUGCAGGUGGUGAGCGUGCAGUACUGGAGUUGAGGAGUGGUAAGUCUUCUGCUCUGGUUUGGUUUUGUUUCCUCGCCGACUUCGACUCGGGGUUCUCUCGGGUGUACGGAUUCGCCGUCCGGCUCGCUGCAGCUGUUGCGCCAAGCAGCAGCAGGAGGGCGCUGCGCGUUUCGAUGGAUUUGUCGUUAUACCCGAAGGUGCAACUUUUCCCGAUCCUUCAGAAUCUUCAGGGAGUGCAGGUUGUCCCUGCUGCCGCAGCACCUGCCGUUGCAGCAGCAGCAGCGAAGGCAGCAGCAGCAGCAGCAGCAGCAGGCACAGCCCCCCAUCCCUUCCUUGCCAUCGGCAAUCCGGCAGAUGCACCACCUCUGCUCAACAGCGGCGCACUGUUGCUCGUACACCCCAACGACAUAACCGAACCUCCCUCGGAAACAGCAGCAGCAGCUGUUGCUGCUGCUGGAACGGCUGCUAAACACCAAGCAGUCGCUGUAGACACCCAUUCGGUAGAGAGACCAGCGAAGAAGCCGAAGAAAACCUCGUCUGACACUGCGUCCACUGCAGCAGCAACGGCAGAAAACGCAGCAGAAUUGGAAGGCCACACAGACGCAGCAAAGAGUGCUUCAGCAGAAGCACCAGCAGCAACGGCGACCGGGGAUGUUGUUGGGCAGAAGGAAAAGGCGGAGAAAUCGGGCAAUGAUGUUCCUGCAGCAGCAACAGGAGCUGCUGCUGCACCGACAGCACCAACAUCAGGAGCAGCAACAAAGAAGGUAGAUUUGACGCUGGAGGAGGAGCUGCAGAAGGAAAGGCUAAGAAAAAGAACAGCAGGCAUCGUUAGCUUCAAAUGGGACACACGAGGAGAACGGUUGCUUCUCUCAAAUGCAAGGGGUAUUUGGGCCAGUGAGGCGCCUGGGGCACUGCGGCCUUUGCUGGAGCAAACCCCAGUAGCAGAAACACCUGGCGCUGCUGGUCCUGCUGCUGCUACAUCCGAAUUGGCUGGACACCUGAACAUCGCUGCUCAGGUGCUGGCCCUCCGAAACCUGGUUAUGCCGCAGCCUUCUGUAGCUGCAGACACUCCUCCUGCAGCCAGUAGCGGGAGUGACCCCACAGCAGCAGCUGCCGCUGUGGCAACAAGCGAGGUGCCUAUACACCCCAGUGGCAGGCUAGGAGUGGUUCCUGGUGCGAUUUGUUUGCUGGAGAGGAAUUCUAGUGAAGCCCCCAUAUUAGACUGUACGUACAGUCCAUGCAGCAGCUACGUCGCCUUUGUUCAAGGGCGUGACAUACACUUGUUGCUGCUCAAGCACGCAGCUGCUGUCGCUGAUGCUGCUGCUUCGCAACCAUCUGCAGCAGCAGCUUCAGGCGGAGAAGCCGCGAAGAAAUCUCCUCAGAAAAGAGGUACGCUAAGUACCAACGGCUCCCAGCCUGCCGUUAGCAGCAGGAGCCGCAGCAGCAGCAUCAGCAGGGAGGGAGGCAUUCGGUGUCGCCUGACAUCCUCUCCACCUGACUUCACUAGCGGUUUAGCAGAAUACGUCGCGCAGGAGGAAAUGAGCCGCAUGGAAGGCUACUGGUGGUCGCCCGACAGUCGCUUCGUCGCUUUCGUGGAGUUUACGGAGGCCCAUGUGCCGGCCGUGAGGCUGCAGCGGGUCCUGGACCCGCCACAGAAGCCGCCUUCACAGCAGCAGGAGAAGCAGCAGCGGCAGCAGGUGGAGCGGCACUUGCUGCAGCAGGAAGCAGACCUCAACGCUCUCCUUGCCGACGACCUAGAGGGCAGCACUACUGCAGAGGACCUCUCGGAGUAUCUACAGCAGGAGCACCAGCAAGAGCAGCAGGAUGAGCACGAGAAACAAGAAAAGCAAGUGCAGCAACAAGAGCAACAGCAGAAGAAGCGGCAAUUGCCCUCUCCCUCCAACGGCGUAGGGGGCAAGUGCACCAGGCCGUUCACAGGGGCCGCCAGCAGCAGCGGCAAGAGUUUCCUCGUCACAGAGGAGCACAGAUUUCCGUUCUCUGGCCAGCAGAACGUCAAGGCCCGUAUUGGCAUCGCUCAGGUGCCUAGUGUGGCUUCUCUUUUGGCAACAGCAGACUCCACAGCAGCAAGCGGCUCGGCCGCCGCAGCGGGAGCAGACGGCGUCCUUGAAGUUCCUUGCUGCACCCGCUGUCGCAACCGUUGCAGCUGCAGCAGCAACACCGACGGCAGCAACAGCAGCAGCAACAACAGCAACAGCAGCAGCGGCAACAAGGUGUGUAGCGGGGUGCGAUUUGUAAGGCUGCCAGUCUCGGACUGGGGUGAUGAUUUUUAUAUUGCGCGGGUGCAGUGGAUUAAACUGAGAAGUUGGCAGCAGCUGGAGAGCCUGAAGCUCCUCUCUCAUGACGAAGUUCUGCUGCUGCUGCAGCAAAAGCAGCAGCAGAAAGAGCAUCAGCAGAAGCAGCAACAGAAACAGCAACAGCAGAAGCAGCGAGAGCGGCAGGAACAGAAGCAACAGCAGCAGGGAAAGCAGCAGAAGCAAACCGGACCCCCUCCAGUUUUGCUGCUGCAGCUGCAAGAUCGGCUCCAGCAGGAGCUGCGCAUUUGUGUGGCCUUACCCUUUGCGGUUCCUACCGCAAAACCCACCAACAGCAGCAACAAUAACAUCAGCAGAAACAAGACCAGCAGCAGCAGCACUAGAAGCAAGCAGCAGAAUCCAGAGGAAGAGAAGCAGCAGCAGGAAGAGGAGCUGCGCUGCGUCUGCUGCUACAAAGAGAAAAGACGUAGUUGGAUUUCUCUUCAUGAUGAUUUGCACCAGCUCGCAGAUAGCCUCUUCUGCACCUGGGCCACAGACAAAUACCAGUACAACCAGCUAUACUUACAGCACAUGGCUAGGCCGGAUAUUUCCUUCCAGUUGCUGCCGGAGGGCAAUGGUCUGCGGCUGUGCUCUUUGCUUGCCCCCCCACAAAACUACUCCUCCUUCUUCUCUGCUGCACGGAAAGCAGCAGCAACUGCUGCUGCUUCUGGUGCUUCUCGGCCAGCAGCAGCAGACGCUAGUCCUACUGCAGCAGCAGACGAGGAAGCAGAUGGGGAUGAAGACGAUUUCUAUUUCUUCAUGCGGGUGAUACCGCAGAUCCCAGAGGAGGUGCAAAACAGUAACAGCAACGGCACGAAAGCCAGCGGCAACAACUGCAACAAGAGCAGCCUGUUGGGGAGAGCCCUUUCUCCAGUGUCUAGUCACAUCAUCUGCGCGCGUUUGUCCCGCCGUGUUCUGAACGACAUUGAAACAAACCUGCUUGCAGCAGGAGCAGCAGCAGCAGAUCAGCCGAACAAGGCGAGCAUUUCAUAA